Molecule: messenger RNA, 1368 nt
Organism: Ostrea edulis (European flat oyster)
Lineage: Eukaryota; Metazoa; Mollusca; Bivalvia; Ostreida; Ostreidae
Product: bifunctional 3'-5' exonuclease/ATP-dependent helicase WRN-like
Exons: 4
Coding region: 1-1368 (455 amino acids)
Biological process (GO): double-strand break repair via homologous recombination
Cellular component (GO): nucleus; chromosome; cytoplasm
Molecular function (GO): ATP binding; four-way junction helicase activity; 3'-5' DNA helicase activity
Source: RefSeq, a predicted model, not a curated record
AUGUUUACAAAUGCAUUGUCGUAUGCGAAGAAAUCUAUAAACAUUUGUUUUGAUUUAAAGAACAAACAAAUAGAAACAUUGAAACAACUUUAUGAUGGAAAAGAUUGUGUGUCGAUCCUACCAACUGGAUACGGCAAAAGCGUUAUUUUUCAACUUCUGCCAUUUCUAUUUCAAUUUAAAAGAAAACCCAAGACACCUGGAAUCGUAAUUAUUGUGUGUCCUUUAAAUUCUUUGAUGCAGGAUCAGGUCAUGAGUCUGUCCAACAAAGGAAUCAAAGCGUGUUUUUUAUCUGUUGAAGGCACAGGGGGUCUGAGAUACAAUAUCGAAGGCAAACCCAGUGGAGACGAAGAGGGUGAUCAAUUGGACAUUUAUAUUCCUCACUAUGUUUCAUUAGAUGAUCUACAACAUGGACACUUUCAUCUCAUUUAUGCUCACCCAGAGACUCUGUUACGUAAUCAUACCAUAUCUACCAUGCUAAGAUCAAAGACCUAUAGGGAGAAUGUGUGUGGCAUUGUUGUUGAUGAAGUCCAUAUGAUCUCAGAAUGGGGGCCAGAUUUUCGGACAGCCUUUAAAGAUUUGUCAGAGUUGACCUGCCUCUUUCCAUUACCAACAUCUGUACACUUGGCUCUCACAGCAACAGCAACAAGAAUGGUUGUAGCAGAUCUGACAAAGGAGUUAUGUCUUGCAGAUCCAGUCAUUGUAUCAUCAAACCCAGAUCGUCCAAACAUAUUCAUUGAGGUAUGCCGUGACCUUCCAAAUGUGAACAAGAUGGACAAACUGGAUGCUGCAUUGGAGCCGAUUGCCAGGGAACUGAGGGAAAAGUUACUAUCCUUUCCAGUUACAGUUGUGUACGUAAAUGACCUUGCUUCGUUGGGUUACUGCUAUCAGUACAUUGAAGAUGAACUUCAAGACAACGCAUACCACCCAAAGACUGAGAAGAUUCCAGAAAAUCGAAUUUUUGGACAAUUUCAUAAGGACUAUACAUUAAAAAUGAAAGCUCACAUUGUUGAUGAACUAAGAAAAUCUAACCCAAAGCUUCGCCUUAUAUUUACGACAGUUGCUUUGGGAAUGGGGCUAAAUUCCCCUUGUAUUAGUUCAGUGAUACAUUUCCGACCUCCUACAACACUGGAAAAGUAUUUCCAGGAGAUAGGUAGAGCUGGUAGAAAUGGCCAACCUGCAAAUGCCAAAAUGUACUUUAAUAUGAGUGAUCUAGCUUCCAAUAGGACAGGACUUUCACCUGCGAUGAGCAAAUUCUGUUUGAACAGUACAACAUGUUUAAGGAAGCAAAUUGUAAAUCAUUUUGGUUUCCAUUCUGUUCUGUAUAAUGGAGAAAUCAACAUGUGCUGUUCAAAUUGUAGAACAAGAUGA